Molecule: messenger RNA, 654 nt
Organism: Notothenia coriiceps (black rockcod)
Lineage: Eukaryota; Metazoa; Chordata; Actinopteri; Perciformes; Nototheniidae
Product: glutamic acid-rich protein-like
Exons: 3
Source: RefSeq, a predicted model, not a curated record
CACCGGAGUGGAACUCGGAGCCGACAUGCACACACGUGGAUAAUAGAGCUCAGCUAAACAGGGAUUUAACAACUUAAUAUCCAGCUGUCAGCGUCUUCCAGAAACUGAGAUGACGGGGAAAGGGAAGCAGCCACAGAAGAAGAAGAAGAAUAUGGCGGCGAACAGCAGUGACGAUGAAGACUCUGACGUGGAGAAGAACUUCGCUCUGCUCACUAAGAGAGGAGGAACUGAGGUGGGAGAGUCUUUCCACCAAGGAGAGGAAGAGUCCAGUGAUGAUGAGGAAGAAGGGCCUGCUGGUGGGACCGAUGAAGAGGAAGAAGGAGCAGAUGUUGCUGAGAAAGCAUCUGAUGGUGGUGAUGAAGAGGAAGCUGCUGAGGGGGGGGAGGAAGAGCAGGAUGAAGACAGUGAAGCCUCUGACGACGAUGAUGAUGAUGAUGAUGAGGAGGAUGAGGCUGGAGAUGAAGAUGCAGAAGAAGCUGGUGGUAGCAGUGAGAUCCAGACGAGAGAAGACAUUAAGAAAGAACUCUCCAACAUGUCCUUUGAGGAGAUCAUGAAGCUUCAGAACAAAGUGGGAACCAAAGUGUACAACGAGGUGGCGUACGGCAGCCAGAAGACGAAAGGGCCGAGCAAAAAGAAACGCCUGAACAAGAACAG